AUGGACCUCCUGCUUCUGAUGCUGCUGGUGUCCCAGCCUGUCUCUGGGAAACCGAGAAUGAAGUGUCCACUGAAUUUGGACAACCAGGAUGGAGGAAAGCCAUGGAGCUAUUAUAGGCCAGGAGAUUUUCUCAUUGGUAUCAUUGUUUCUGCAUCAGAAAUCGCUCAUACAACAUUACCUUUCAACGUGGCUCCUUCUAUUCAGAUGUGGGAGGGUCGUAUCCCCCAUCAAGCGCUGGUCUUCCCCAGAGCCUCCCGCAAGCAAGCGCUGAAGGGGAACGUGUGCGGCGGCGGCCCCUCCACUCCGUGCCUCGUACCCCCGGACUACCUCAUUGACCCCCAGAUUGCUGCAGGACUACGUGGAGAAGGGGUGAAGUUUUUAGGACACCUGACCUGGGUGAACACAUCCCUCAAUCCUUCGAGCCGGGAUGAAUUAUUGCAGCUUUUGGAUACCGCCAGGCAACUGAAGGAGCUGCCGUUGAAGACCACACCUGAGCAGGAGAGCAUCCUGAGCCUCUCUGCCCGCUGCCUUGCUCACUGGAGGGACAACGAGGAGCUCAUCCUCCGCAUCCCCACCCACGAAAUUGCCGCCGCUUCCUACCUGAGGGACGAUGCGCUGCAUCUGCUGGUGCUGAAGACAGGCCUGGGCGUUGACCCCGUCCCCGCAGGGGCCACCCUGGACCUUUAUCCGGGAAUCCCGCAGCCGGAGAAGAAAUACCCUGCAGGAGCCGAGAAGAGACCCCCGGACGCCCGGCAGUUGGGCUGCCCCAUGGAACGGCGCCACACCAUCUGCAGCCUGGACUGGAGGAUGUCUCGCGGGGGCUCCGAGGGUCGGGCCGGCGGCGGAGGGAGCCUGGAGCGCAAGCAGGCCACGGGCAGCUGGGAGAAGAGGCAGCGGACCAGCAGUGGCACCGGGAGAGCCUUCGGCAGCUGGGAGCUGCGGCACGGCAGCCAAGCCGGGGGCAGCUGGGAGCGCGGGAAAACCUACGGCAGCUGGGAACACCGGCAUACGGGCAACAACCCGCUGGACCCCAAGGACCCUUGCCCGGAUGCCUACUGCAACCUGGUCAUCUUGGCCGUGGCCAACCGAGAUACGGCUGAGGAGUCCUGUGCUCUCAUCUGCCAGGUUUUCCAGAUCAUUUACGGGGACCAAAGCAUCGAGUGUGUGGAUCGGGCCGGCUAUCACUACACCUCCACCCCGAAACGUCCUUGGCUGAGUAGCCGGAGUGAGAGCUGUCGGACCGAUGGGACGUACGGUUAUGACGCCGACUUCAGCUGCUGCAGCUCCUACGACGGCUCCCACGAGACCUUCGAGGCUUACUGCAGUGGCUCUUCCUCCCCUCUGCUUCACCAGUCGCGUCACAGCCUGGCCACGGCCUGCAGCGGGAGUGACCAGAGCAACAGCAGCUUGGAGCAACUGCAGGACUACAUGAUGACGGGAAGUCGGGGUUUCAGCUUGCGAAGCAAGCUGACCCCCCAGGAGAUCCAAGGAUUCGCCCUCCUGCUCCGCGAAUACCGGAUGGGCUUAGCGGUGGAGCGGUAUUGCACCAGACUCCUCAAUCUCUACGGGGAAAAGCGUAAAUUUCUCCUUUUGGGAAUGCGGCCCUUCAUCCCUGACCAGGACAUCGGGUACUUUGAGGGCUUCCUGGAGGGCAUCGGCAUCCGGGAAGGGGGCAUCCUGACUGACAGCUUCGGCCGCAUCAAGAAAAGCAUGAGCAGCACUUCUGCCUCGGCCGUCCGGAGCUACGACAGCUGGUCCCUGCACUCCGAGUCGGGGUCCUUCAACCGACGGAUCGCCAACAUCACCCACGACAUCGAAGCGCUGGCAGGGGGCGAGGAAGAGGAGGAGGAGGAGGAGGAGGCCGACCAUGGGAGCGACGAAGACAAUUAUCUCUAAAGGGGGCAGACUGGACUGGCCAGGACGGACGCAAGGCCCCUCCCCUUUGAUUGGUGGCAUCCAAUGGCCAUCCAGGCUUUAAGAUGGGCGGACCUAAACUCCCAGGAUUCCCCCAAUCAGCAUCCUUUAUGAUGGGUGGACUUCCACUCCCAGAAUUCCCCCAGCCGGCCUCUAGGAAUUCUGGGACUUGAAGUCCACCACCUCUUAAAGCAGCCAAUCUUUUAUAGGGAUUGUUCUCUCAUUUUUAAUUGCAAAGAGUUUUGAUUGCCUUCCGUUGGGCCGCCUUUUUAGGACGUCUUUUGUGCGUCUUUGAGUACACACAACCCCUCCCCGUGUGCAGUUGUGUGCAGUUGUCCUUCAUGGGCUGGUGGGUUUAUUGCAUCAGGAAGGGCUUGGCUGAAAGCGUUGGAAUGAUUUCAAAGGAAAUAAAUCCUGCAAAGCCUUG
Molecule: messenger RNA, 2341 nt
Organism: Thamnophis elegans (Western terrestrial garter snake)
Lineage: Eukaryota; Metazoa; Chordata; Lepidosauria; Squamata; Natricidae
Gene: CCM2L
Product: CCM2 like scaffold protein
Biological process (GO): heart morphogenesis
Source: RefSeq, a predicted model, not a curated record